UUCGCAAGAGUGUCCACCAAGGAAAACACCUUAUUAAAUACAUGUAUGUCACAGCCAAAUGUUAGGUUAGCGAUCUAUUAAGUAAGGACGCGGACGUUUAAUUAUUGCAAGAUCCACCGUCAGACUAAACCGCAUCUUUUUUAUUGGUUCUUGCUGCCAAUUACUGGAACAUGAUAUUGUGAUGACUCAUCUAAAGGACAGUAGGCACAGAAAACAUUGUAGUACUAAACAUGAGAAGACUUUAGUUUUGCGUUCUCUAUGCUUCUGCCAGAUCUCAAGGCAUAGCAGACAUCAUGUGGGAGAUGUAAUGGCAUGAUUCUUCAUGUCUACCAAUCAUAUACUACAACACAGCUGUACACAUCUUCUGUAUAAAUAGGCGGCAGCAGAACAGUAGAUACAUCAAACAAGAAGCUCUUAUUUUCUGCUUCUCCUUCUCUAAUCUACCACAAGACAGCAAAAAGGUUCACGCUCAGAUAUGGCUUUCCACCAAAGAUCGAUAAGUUUGCCUUCUAGGCCUCACGUCAGUGAGACCGAAGUCGACCAAGAGCUCUACAGCCUAGAAGCAAGCAUCUCUUCCUCCAAUUCCAUCGGCACGAUGUGCGAUGGUCUCAGGACUCUUGCAAACAUCUACGAUGAUCUUGAAGAGAUCAUCUGCCUACCAAGCAACCAAGUUUUCUCCUCCCAGCAAAGGAGGAUGUUGGAUGGAGAAAUGGAAGGUUCUCUCGAGCUGCUGGAUCUCUGCAGCGCCAUCCAAGAGAUCUUCGUCGAGAUGAAGGCCAUCAUCCAAGAGCUGCAAGUGGCCCUAAGGAAAGGGGAUGAUUCCUCUGCUCAAGCCAAGAUCCAAGCUUACACCCGCUUGGCAAAGACGGCCAAAAAUCAUUUCAAGAAGAACACGAAGAAGGCUCCUGCAGAUUGUAGCAUGGUCAUGAUGUUGGCCAAUGCCAGAGAGAUCUCUUCCUCCCUGCUGAAGUCUGCACUCCAUCUCUUGUCAAAGCAAAUCGAAAUGCCCAAACAGUCUCUUGUUUCCAAGGCAUUUUACAAGAAGAAGGCGGUUGUUUGUAAGGAGGAGCAAUUGUCGGAGUUAGAGUGCAGCAUCGGGGAUCUUGAGAGUGGAGCGGGACAUCUGUUCAGGAAAUUAGUCCAAAGCAGAGUUUCUCUACUCAACAUCCUUAGCUCGUAGAUACUCCAGUCACUCUUGACACCCUCUGCUCGGCAUCCGCCUUUUAAGGAAUCGCUGAACUUCAUACAAUUUUCCCAUAUGUAUACGCUAUACUGUACAAAUGUACAUGAUAUUAUAGAAAGAGAAAUCAAAGUUUUGAUCCAUUUGGCCAUUUCAUGCUGGAAGAUGUGUUUGUGAUACUUUAUGCUGAUAUCCUUGGUUAGUGGAUCUUGCUUCUUAUGAAUGAAACAUGCCAGAUCAAAGUCACAAGGUCUCAACUUGUAGUUAGCAGAAUCAAUCAAUUUUAUUACCAACAUUCUCUACCACCACCACAUGUCCACAUGGCUGUGCAGUCUGGCACUACAAUUAAACAUAGUUCUUAUUUCAUACAACAAAGUCCAAAUUAAUGUACUCGGACUUUAACAUCGUCGGCAUAAAUAGCAUCUAAGCAUUUAAGAAGGAAAAAAUAACAAAAACAUUUACUCUAGAAACACAGUUUCUCUAUGGGAUUAACUAUAUGCAAAGUUUUUGUUCCUUUCCAUAUAAUAAUUCUCAGUACACAAAGAACAAUCAAUGCUUUAUAUGCUUAUUUCAAACUUCACCAGAAAUAAAGACACUAAUAUUAGAGAAUAAGUUACUACAACUAAAAGGUAAUAGGAUUGUAUAGAAGAUAUUGAAAAAAGCUUGUUUCUGUAUGGUUAGAUAUGAAAUAAUCAUGCUACUCACACAGUGGGUGGCUGAAAGCCUCAAACUGAAAAAUAAUCAUGUUUCUGACAGUACUCUGAACCGCUAACAUGGACCUUCUGCAGUGGGUCUUGUUUCCAUGGCCCAAACAUGCCAGCUCCGGACGUUGAGGCUUCAAC
Hordeum vulgare subsp. vulgare (domesticated barley) is the source of this 2022-nucleotide messenger RNA. RefSeq lists its product as uncharacterized. The record is from RefSeq and is a predicted model, not a curated record. Lineage: Eukaryota; Viridiplantae; Streptophyta; Magnoliopsida; Poales; Poaceae. The transcript has a single exon. The coding region runs from base 476 to 1180 and encodes 234 amino acids. Gene Ontology annotation, biological process: root development; shoot system development.